UUCUUCGCCGUCGUCUUCCUCUGUUGCUGCUCCUUACAAAUAACAUGAGCACUGCAACUGUGAGCAAAAAUCGGUCUGUUUUAAGUGGGAAAAAAACAAAACAAAAACAAAACCCCCUGCAACAAACACACAUAAAAAUUGAAAUGAGCCUUCCUUCAAAUUUUAAUGUACUGCCGCUUUUUAUUUCAUGGACUUUAACUAUUAAGCUAUAAUAACUGCAGCGUGGGCAAAAGUUUUGGUUAAACAUAAUACAUCUGCCAUAUUUUCGAAUUCUCCGAAAAAGAGCUGACCAUGAAAAAUAAAAUAAAAAAAGCUAAGGUCAUAGCUGUGUUGUUUUGUGUGUUUGGUAAAGAUGGAAAUUAGAAUAACAAAUGGUUCAUUUGUAUUUGCAUGUAAAUCCUCCUCAGAAAAAUACGUUUCAGGUGUACUCUAAUGUUGCAUUGCACCAAUACACAAGACAUUGUAAUAUUUUCUGCACAUUAUAAACGGAUGGUUCAUAUUUUCAGUUUUUUUUAAUCCUUCAUGAAUACUUUAGCUGUAACAGACAUUCGGUCUGUGCAGCAUUAAUUAUUAUUCCCUCACAUUAAAGCUAGUUCUGAUAAACAUCUAGAAUUCCUGCCAUUUAAUUAAUUCAUAAUUGAAUGAAAAAAGAUAUUCUCUUCUUCUCCAUAUCAUUUUCAGAGUGUGGAGUUAUUAAUUAUAUUCUUUUGAGCAAAACUGAUCUAAUGCUGUCAAGUAACUUGGUUUCACGAGUGCAUAUGAGUUUCCGUUAUCUUGUAGACUGCAGCAGAUUUUUCAUAAUUUUUGUAUUUUGAUGCAUUCAUGUCACUGUUUGUCUUCAUAAGCUAAAACUGCACACUGCUGUGCAUCUCCUUUGAUUCAGAGUUUACUACAUGCCUUUUAGCAAAUACUAGUCCAGAAGAUUUCUCAAGCAACUUUAAGGUACUUGCAAAAAACUGACCGUGUGCCCAUGUGGGUGAGAGUGAUAGAGUAUGUUUAUGUUGGAUCACCCCAACCGGUCGAGACAGAUGACCACCCACAACUGAAUCCGGUUUUGUCAGAGAUUUCUUCCUGUUAAAAGGAUGUUUUUUCUCUCCACAGUCGCCAAGUCGCCAAGUGCUUGCUCAUUGUGGGUUUUCUUUGUAAUAUUGUAUUAUUGACCUUACUAUGUAAAGUGCCUUGAGACAAUGUGUGUUGUGAUUUGGCGCUAUGCAAAUAAAAUUGAAUUGAAUUGAAAAAAAAUGUAAGUAUUAAAUUUGCUAAAUGUAACGAUUAUCUGGAGCACAAAUUCUGCUGAACACUGGAAAGAGCACAGUGUUCAAAUUGCUCAGUCAUUUUGUGUCCUCAGUCCUCGUAGGCUCCCCCAGUAGUGAGUUUGGAAGGGGACCUAACCAGAUUUUGAUCAAGAUAGUUGUAGACGCUAAGAUAAAAAAAAACAUGAAACUGUAAUUUACACGGACAAGGUUCUGUUAUUUAAUUGUAGUUAACCCUGGACAGGCGACUAUCUCUGCAUUACUUCGACUUAUGUUGCUCUAUGGUCUAGUGCCGGGAAUAGUAUUGAAUUGAUGUUAAGACAAGUAUAACGUUUUUAAAUGUUGAAAAAGGGAAACAUUAUUAUAUCAUUGGAAAUGGUUAGAAAAUGUAAGCUUUGGUUUACAUUUGGUGUACUUUCUCUUAAUUUCUUACGCAUGUAUUGAAUGUUAAAUCUCAAGAACCAUAUUGCAUCUGUUAUUGAUUUCAGAAUAUAUCAAAUGUUAAAUGUCAAAUGGGAAGGGAGGUUUAAUUCCAUAACACCAUUCACGCGCUAUCCUUGCCGGCCCGCGGGGGGCGACAUUCCUACGUCUCUUCUCUAUCAUUUACAUGUAGAAAAAAUGGCGGAGCGGAGCUGCGGAGGUUCCAUCGGCUGAGCACCUGGCGGUUUACACACAACUCACGGGCACAGUCAUCGCGGACGGGGCCGCCGUGUGGGGAGGACACUGCCGUAGGUGCGGGGCGAAGUCUAUCUCUGAACUGGCAGAGAUUUUCAUCUAUAGUUUCCCCUCGAAACGAGACGCUGGAGCCGAGUGAGGAGCCACGAAAACAAGUCAUGAACGGGGACUGUAAAAAACACGACCAAUCAGAAAGUUCAGCCUGAAGAGAGUGAUUGGAUGAACCAGCUUUCUCUUGCCUGUGCGCACUCCGCUCGUUCACCACACAGUCGGGCGUGUGACCAGUCUCCUACACAGCGUCUUCAAACAAGCUCCAGUAGCUCCGGUAGCUCCGGUAGCUCCAGUAGCCGAGUUGCUGCACUGAACUAAAGAAGAAAAGAGUUGCAGAACGGCAUAGAAAGUGUCUACAACAGCUUCCGGUCGCAACAGACAGAACAGUGGAGACGGCUACGGACACAAAGAGGUUGGAGACUACAGGAGGAGUGAACAGAGUAAACAUCGUGUGGCUCUUCACCGCUGGCGUCAACUCCGGGAGGAGAAGAGGGUGAAAGGUAAUUUUCUGCUUCAUUUCGGUGAAAGCGGUUUAUGUUCUCCAAUUGUGUUACCAACAGAAGUGUUGGGAAGCUUGUGUGUUUAUCAGCCAGCGCCACUAGGUAAGUUAGCUAACGCUACGUUAGCUUGUGUCUAUCUACAGCUAAAGCUGCCUGUGUGUUCGCCGGGUGUCGUCACUGUAGCUGUGAGCAAAUGUCGCUUGAUUGUUUAUCUAUAUCCGCUCUGAACGGGACGUAGCGUUACGCGUGGGUGCGUGUCUGUGUGUGCGUGCGUGUGCGCGUUUAUGGUGAGAAUGCUUGGUGUACGUGGUUAGAGGCUUGUAGUAGCAGUUGAUGUGCAUGUUGCAGUCUGUGUGCAAUAAUAAAUGCCGCAAUGCCGGGCAUGAGGGGCAGGUCCCGAGGACGGGCAGGUCCCGGAGCAAUGCAGGGCUUCGGCCCUAGAGAAACCGUCUCCCUGCUCCCAGACUACGAUCUGGACGACGGGCAGGAAAUGAAAUGAAAAGUACUGUUCAAUGUAAGGUAAUGUGAAUAUUUCACUAAGUUGACCUCCUUUCUCUUAUACCAGGUACAGCAAGUUGUACAUGAAGAAGUCCAGGACCUGGAUGUUUUCUGCCACGGACCAGACCACUGAGACCAGACGAUACCCUUCAACAGCUAGAGAAGCAGGAUAUAGUAUGCAAUUCAGUUACUGUCUUAAGCCGCGCCAAAUCCACAUCCCCAGGUCAGGAUGAAAUGGCGAUCAAGUUGACUCAGGAAGGGAGAUGCCCUCCAAUAACUUCACAGCAAAAUGAGGCUCAGAGGCAGGGAGAGGGCUGGAGAACAAACACCAUCACUACACCGAAAGAGUCAAAGAGCCAGUGUUCACCCUGCUGGUCAGAUGAACAGCUGUCGCCUCCGCAGCUCUACUGCACUCAAACCAUCCUCCACUCCCCCACUGAACCCUCCCUGCCGCUCGGUAACAGCCUAUGUCACAGUCUCCUCCUCAGCAACAACGGCAGCGCUCUCCACGGCCAACAGAGGAGAGAAGUCCGCCCCAGGGUCGGAGGAAAGAAGCCACCGCGAAGAAUUGCAGCUGGGAAAAACUCCCAAAACAGAAAGGUCACAGACUACUAUCCAAUAAGACGAAGCUCAAGAAAAAGUAAGACGGUUUUAAAGUGUGAACAAAAGAAGCUCAUAGACGAUCUCAUCGCGAAGGGAAUAGAGGAAGGAAUGGAGGUGCAGCAUAUAGAAGGAAAAGGGAGAGCAGUGUUUGCCACUCGGUGUUUCCAGAAAGGAGAGUACGUGGUGGAGUACCACGGAGACCUGCUGCAGAUCACCGACGCCAAUAUGAGGGAGGCCGAAUACGCUCAGAACCCCGCGACUGGCUGCUACAUGUACUACUUCCAGUACCUCUGCAAAACAUACUGUGUGGACGCCACAAAAGAGACUGGUCGAAUGGGUAGGUUGAUAAAUCAUAGUAAGAAUGGAAACUGCCAAACCAAACUCCACGACAUCAACGGUAUCCCUCACCUCAUCCUCGUCGCCUCUCGAGACAUUGACGAGGGCGAGGAGCUGCUGUACGACUAUGGCGACCGCAGUAAAGCCUCCAUCGCAGCCCAUCCGUGGCUCAAGUUCUGACUGAGGGGACCUCGUAAACAGAAAAGAAAAGAAGGGAAAAAUACAGUAACACUUGUGUUUCUCUUUUGCUAGUGUACAAAAUGCCUUAGAAACAGAACGUGUGCCAUCUUUGUUCCAAUAUUAAGGAAGCUGGAUGGGUCACGUGGCUGUUAAUGUGGCCGAGGGGUCGAUCGAUUGAGGUCUGUCUGCCUCGUCAGAUUAAAUCUGUCGUUUUAUUUAAAAUAUGUGUAUAUGAGGCAUUGUAGUUGUUUUGCAGCACAUUUAUUUUUUACAUUUUGUAUUACCUAUAGACCAAUGCUCUGACAGCAUGCACGUGGUGGUUGAGGCACUGCGUUUUUUAUACUGCUUUUUUCCUAAUUAGUGGUUAGAUACUUCCAGCAAUACUUCUAUUUAUGGCCCUGGAUCCCCGUUUGAAUCGGCGAGAAUGAUGCGACACACGAACAACCCUUUUUCAAAGACACAUUCUGUCAGAGUGGAAUUUAAUUUCAGCCAUUAAAAUCUCACAAACUACCGUUGUUUUCAAGGAGUGUAGUAGUUCACCACACUCAUGGUUCAGGUGGCAUUGUGGGUACUGAUUACGAAAAAGAUAUUUGACACUGGAUUCAGGUAUUAUACUUUUUUAAAUGUGAAAUAACAGUAUUCAACAUAGUCUUUCCUCCUGCGAUCAAGGGUCUUUUUAGUCUUUAUAACAUACGUUUUAAUGUUUACGGUGCAUGUUUGAAUUAAGUGUUCAAAUAAUGCAGAUAGGUGUAGACAGUUUCAUAUUUUAUGUAUCUUUACAGGUAAAUGUGUAUGAAAGUUUGUUUUCAAUCAAUCUAUGAUUUGUGCGCUGAAUUUCUGCGACCUCCACUGGCUUACCAGGUGUUUUCAGCAGUCGGGUCGUCUUUUUAAUUUCCUGACAUUCUCCAUAUCACUGCUCUGUAAAUAUAUUUAUUUGCUUGCUGUUGCAAAGUCAGGGGUGAAUUUAGGAAAAGGUUUGACCUUUUGGGAAAUACGUUUUACUUCAAAUUUUAAUUUAGAUCUAUGAGAAUUUUAAAAACCUGAAUAUCAUUCUUUAUCACUGUUUGCUUUGUGAGGCUGGGAUGGAGUUUAUCCUGUCACAACCUUCCUGUCAUGUUAACUGGCUCGUUGAGUUCAGACGAAGGGGAAGAGUAACAAUGAAGCUUCCAGUCAUGUUUGAUGUCCACAAAACGUACGAUGAAUGUAAAACAUCUUUUCUCAUAUAGGAACUAAUGUAAACUUUUAUCAAAAAGCUACAACCUAAUGAUAAUUUGCAUAGAAAAAUUUUGCAUAAGAAAAUGUAUUCAGUGUUUAUUAGGUACACCUGUGGUCUACAAUGCAGUCCAAUACAACAGCUCACCCAUAAAUGCUACCUUUACAAAGAUAAUAAUGUCCACUUUCUGUUGACUCAAUCAGAGAGGGUUUAGUUUUACUGUAAUAAUGUGUUUAUUAUUGAGGUUGCAGUUUGCAGCAGAGACUGUAAUUAUAUCGAGAGGUGUGUCCACCUCAUUCACAAACAUCAGGGGAUAGAACACUAUUAGAAACAUGUGUCAGUACAGUUUGGUCCAGCUAAACAACGCUGCACACUACAACCUUUAUAAUGAAUAUACACCCGAAUGUAUCAAAAGCUAUAAUCUGUAAUCUAAAUGUGAAAUUAAUAUUUUAGCAAAUUCUUUUGUCUUGUUUUUAGAAUUUACAGUCAAAAUUGGUACAUGUAAGUCUACCCAAUGAUUAAGUAACCAGGAAGUGUAGUUUCAGCUUAGUGGUAAUGAGCUAAAGGGUCUUAUUAAUGUAUAUUAUUAUUUGAGGAGCUGGAGAAGAGGAGUGGCAGAUUAAUUGUAACACAGCAGUUUUUUUUGUUAGGGGACGCUCCCCAAAUGCCUCAAAAUAAAAGCAUCAAAUCUGACAUCUCAGCACGUUUCCCAAGAUAUCAAAUGAUUCCAUUCAAAAAUGAAUCUGGUAAAGUAUCUGCUGGAAAACAACAUGUACGCAGUUUUAUUUUUUUUUUAAAGCAAAGGCUUGAAUGUGUCAUAUAAAUUUCAUGCACACAACACACAUGCAACCUUGGGUCAGAUGAACUAUUACACUCCCACUUUCUACAUCUGUUUUUGUCGCUCACAAAGCUAUCAUAUAUUUCAAUAACUAGACAUUCAUUGUGAAAACUGUAUUUAUGUAUUAAUUAGUUUAUUUAACAGCUGAACCAACAGGUCUUAUUUUUUUUACUUAAUUGUUUUAGUAGCUUUUUCAAAUGUAUUAUUGAGGCCAGAAGGUCCAAGAGUUCUGUCACUUACAAUCACAUACUUAAAAUAUAAUAUAUACGGUUAAUCUUUUUAAUUAACUCGAUCUAUGUUUCAGAGUCCUCCAGAAAACACUUUAUCAAAUAUAACUAAUAGUUUCAACCCUAAUAAUACAAUUAUUAGCAAUACGUGAAUCCGUCUGUCAACACUUUGACACUCAAAAAUGUCAUAAAACAACUGGUCACGGUAUUGACAGUUGAAAUGGGGGCAUUUGUUGGGGACUAUUUUCCGUGGUGAAUUAAUCCACGUUUGGCACUGUAGGAUGGGGUGUGUGGGACUGAGUCAAAAUAAACUAAGUGUGUGUUCAUGGUGAUGAAGGAACAUAUCGCAGUGAGACACUGUUUUUGGACAAACAAUGGAGGAAUAAGAUCCAUCAGGCUCUGAUCACACAAACACAAGCACGCACACAAUGCUUGUUAGCAGAUCAAUUCAUUGCUGGUUGUGGUCUUUUUUAUGGGAUGUGUUUACAGUCAGAAAAAAAUGUAAUUGGUUCAGCACAAGCACGAUGAAUUGAAAUGAAUCUGUUUUGGCACUCGUCUUUUUUUCUGUCUCCCAAUGAAGUAGCAAAUAUUUUACCAGUGUUCACAUGAAAUGCAUCUUCCCUUUUUCUAGCAGGGCAACACAUUGUCAUUGAUUUGUAUUAUUCCUAGUAUGAUGUAAAUUUUAACAGUUUUUAUACUAUGAGUUUGGUGUAGUUAUUUCUGGUAUUCCUGAGGCUCUUGUCUUAAAGAAAUAGGUUCACAUUUUGGGAGGUUCACUUAUUUGCAUUCUUGCUGAGAGUACAUUUUUUCGCGGACACCUGAAUUUCAUUAUUUGUAGCAGCUAUAUUUCAAACUUGCACUAAUGUGGGACCCAACAAAACGUUAUCCAUCCUCUCUUCAUACGUCUCAAUUGCGAAUCUCUAAUCAUGAAAGGACUAAGUUUCCCAAACAUUCAGUCUAUGAUUGAAUUCCAGGAUUAAUUCAAAGAGCCCAUGUGAAAAAGAGUUUAGGAAAUGCACUGUGUUGAAGACGUAAUACAUUUCCUCCUUCUGUACACUUCCCCUGUCACCUCUAACAGUAGUAAUGUGUCACAAGUGUGAAAUGUUUUCAUAUGAGCCUUUUCAAACAUCUAUGUUGCCUUUUGGAUGAUUUGUUUUUUAUUUAUUUAUGUAGAACUAAUGCAAUAAUACCUGAGGGGCAAAACUGACCUGUUGGCCAUUUUAGGACAUAAUAAUUUUUUUGCUGUUGUAACGUCGAAUAAAUCUUAAUGCUGGGGUUUAGGCAUCAAUGAAUAAAGAUGUAUUAUGCAAGUAA
Scophthalmus maximus (turbot) is the source of this 7688-nucleotide messenger RNA. RefSeq names its product lysine methyltransferase 5Aa (gene kmt5aa). Gene Ontology annotation, molecular function: protein binding; histone H4K20 methyltransferase activity. The coding region runs from base 3212 to 4096 and encodes 294 amino acids. The transcript is spliced from 8 exons. The record is from RefSeq and is a predicted model, not a curated record. Lineage: Eukaryota; Metazoa; Chordata; Actinopteri; Pleuronectiformes; Scophthalmidae.